Molecule: messenger RNA, 1071 nt
Organism: Artibeus jamaicensis (Jamaican fruit-eating bat)
Lineage: Eukaryota; Metazoa; Chordata; Mammalia; Chiroptera; Phyllostomidae
Gene: ZACN
Product: zinc activated ion channel
Biological process (GO): monoatomic ion transport
Cellular component (GO): membrane
Molecular function (GO): extracellular ligand-gated monoatomic ion channel activity
Source: RefSeq, a predicted model, not a curated record
AUGAUAACCCUGUGGCUCCUGCUCCGUGUCGCCUUGCUCAGACUCGGCACCACUCCGCCCUUGGUCCAGGGCCGCAGCUUCUGUGCACCAGCAGUUGGGCCCUGGCCAUCCUUUUUUGACCUCAGCUCGCCUCUGGAGGUUCAGGAAACCAUCCAAAUCCCAAACACUGGAGACAGGCCCCUGCCGGUGGAUGUUCAGGUGUUGGUGAGAAAUGGGUCCGACAUGGUAAGCAUCCUCAGGCUUACACAGUCCUCCAGGCUGCUGCUCCGGCUGGCCUGGGUGGACACUCGCCUGGCCUGGAACAUGAGUGUGCACCCACAGUGUGUGCUUAUGCUGGCCUGGGACUCACUGGGCUGGGCUCUUGGCUGUGGCGCUUUUCCCAGCAGGCUCUGGUUGGAUUGGCAGGACGAGGGCCCACGGACCCAAGUGGACCAAGAUGGCCACACCAAGCUCUCCCUGGCCCUCACCACAGAGACCAGCUGCGACUUUGAGCUCCUCUGCUUCCCCGGGGCCCAGAGCCACUGCACCCUCAGCUUCCACACUCUCAGCACCACAGUGAUGGAGCUGGUGCUCCAGGCCCACGUGGUGAGGGAGAUCGUGAGUGUCAAGAGGGAGCAUGUGGUUUGGGAUUUGAAAACCCAAGUCCCGCUGCAGCAGCUGGUGCCCUGUUUCCAGGUGACCGUGAGUUGGGAGAACACAGCACUAAAGGCCAUCAUGUCAUUGUUGGUACCCAGGGAGGUACUGCUGUUGGUGGACGUGUGUGGUGGGGGUGGGGGGACGCUGCUGCCCCUCCAGGCCAUGGAUCACACUGCCUACAAGGUGAUGCUGCUGGGCUACCUGGUCUUUCACUCCCCCGCCCCGGUGCAGGCCCUGCCCAGCUCCUCCUCCUGCAACCCGCUGCUUGUGUAAUACAUCACCAUCCUGCUGCUACUGCUCUUCCUCAGCACCACAGAGACCGUCCUGUUGGCAGGGCUGCUGGCCCAGGACCACCUCAGGGUCCAGAAGAGCCCUAGCCCAGCCCUAAGAGGGCAGUGGCUGGACCCUUCCUGGGGGGGGGGGUACAAGGAAUGA